AUGACAGGGAAAGACCUCAUAGAGACGACCGACAUCAUUGUGUGCGGCUGCGGGCCAACUGGCGCUAUGCUGUCAGUCCUCUUAAGCCAGUACUCGAUAUCCCAUGUUAUUCUCGAAAAAGACAACGAGGUGAAUGCAGACCCACGCGGUAUUGCACUCGACGAGGACGGUAUCCGCUACCUCCAGGCUUGUGGGAUAUACGACAAGAUAUUCACAGAAAUUGGCCAGUGCAUGGGCAACUUCAAAUUUAUCGGCAAGGAGCAUCAUGACCUCAACAGGAAGCCAUUUAUGAUGAUGGAUUACAGCACGACCGAGGGCGGUACUGGCCAUCCGGGCUUCAUGUGCCACAAACAGCCAUGCGUUGAGAAGCACCUGAGGUCACAAAUAACAGCGCUCGGUGUAGCUGAAAUGCAUCUGGGAGCAAAAGUCACAUCCAUCUGGGAGGACGAAGAUUGGGUAUAUGCACGCUACACCAAUACAUCCAAUCAAGGAGGCACCGUUCGUGGCAAAUUUCUCAUCGGUGCGGAUGGCAAGACGGGCUUCACGCGCAAACAGUAUUUGGAGCCUCAAGGCAUCACGCUGGAUCAGGCCAUGAGAAUGCCCUACGAAGAAACAUGGGUUGCCCUCAAUUGGAAGAUCUCUCUUCCCACGCCUAAGACACAUCCCGAUUUCCCCCUUUGGGAGAAGGGGUAUACGCCCCAGCAAGUCUACGAUGAGUUUUUUCCCACUGACUUCCGAUUCAUGUGUAACCAUGUACGGCCUGCCGUUUGUGGCCGCUUCGGACUCGAUAGUGACAGACUUUGGCGUUUCGAGUUUGUAGUUCGGCCAGGCGAGGACCCUGGGGACAUGGCGAAGCCGAACCAGAUUGCAAAGGUCGUUCACCCCUACAUAACUCACCCCGGUAGUCGUUACGGGCUCAACACAAAACAAAUCAUAUACCCGCUGGAUUGCGUGGAGGUACUUCGCUGUCGACCAUUCAAGUUCUCGGCAAGAAGCUGCAACAAAUGGUCGCUUGGCCGAGUGGUGCUCUGCGGAGACGCUGCUCAUGUUUUCCCUCCCUUUGGUGGCCAAGGAAUCGCGUCGGCAUUUCGGGACGCCAUCUCGCUGGUGUGGCGUCUGCGCAUAGCAACCAAUGUCUCUUCUAGAAGUGGGGAGAUGCUGGAUUACCGGACGCUACUCAAAGGCUGGUAUGUAGAGCGAAAACAACAACUUGACAAGUCGCUCCGAUCCACGGUUGAGAAUGGAAAUUAUGUCACGGAGUCUAGCAAUAUCAAAAUCUUCCUACGCGACUGGUAUCUCUGGCUUAUCCAGCUCGUUCCGAGCUGGAAACACUGGUUACAGCUGGGAAAUCGCAGGGAUGGGAUGGUCAGGUAUCAGUGGCAGGAAGGAAUGGGAAUGGCCUUUUUGCCUAGACUCGGUGGCGGCGGGAACUUUCCCCAAGUCUAUGCUGUUUCCGUUGCUAAUACGCCGCGAAGAGAAAAGGUCCUCUUCACUGACGACAUCAUCUUCAGUCCUCAAAAGCAGGGACUCUUUCAAGUGGUUGUGAUACUACAGCCCCACGGGAAUGUCGACGGCGUUGAGGCGGCCCUACGCGGCCUCCAAGGUAUAUCCAACGGCGCUAUAAGGGAUGGUGAGGCCACAGUAUUCAUUAACACUACUAAAGCUGCCCCUUGUGACUUAAAGGGUCGGCACGUGUACCGGCUCGCCACCGCUGCGGAGUUUGCUGAUGACCCAGUCCUAAGCGCAGGAAGACCCGAGCCUAAGGGUUAUGAUCCGCAUCGCAUGUCCAAGGAAGUAGGGAACAAAACUUUUGUGAUACUGAGACCUGAUCGGUUUGUUUUCGCGGCUUGCGAUACGAGGUCUGACCUGGUCUACGCUGCUGAGACGCUUCGUAGGCUAGUUGCGACUGGGACACUGUAG
Molecule: messenger RNA, 1920 nt
Organism: Trichoderma virens Gv29-8
Lineage: Eukaryota; Fungi; Ascomycota; Sordariomycetes; Hypocreales; Hypocreaceae
Exons: 3
Coding region: 1-1920 (639 amino acids)
Biological process (GO): 3-(3-hydroxy)phenylpropionate catabolic process
Molecular function (GO): FAD binding; 3-(3-hydroxyphenyl)propionate hydroxylase activity
Source: RefSeq, a predicted model, not a curated record